Aaosphaeria arxii CBS 175.79 is the source of this 333-nucleotide messenger RNA. Its product is annotated as RBP11-like subunits of RNA polymerase. Gene Ontology annotation, biological process: DNA-templated transcription. Gene Ontology annotation, molecular function: DNA binding; DNA-directed RNA polymerase activity; protein dimerization activity. The transcript has 2 exons. Bases 1 to 333 code for a protein of 110 amino acids. NCBI's taxonomy places the organism in Eukaryota, Fungi, Ascomycota, Dothideomycetes, Pleosporales. Gene Ontology annotation, cellular component: RNA polymerase I complex; RNA polymerase III complex. The record is from RefSeq and is a predicted model, not a curated record.
AUGGAAGAAAUCGACGCCCAAGUCGACCGCGACCGGAUCCGCGUCCUCCCCGGCUCAACCCCAACAUCCGCGUCCUUCCAAUUCGACAACGAAGACCACACCUUGGGGAACGCGCUGCGCUACGUCAUCAUGAAGAACCCGGACGUCGAGUUCUGCGGGUACUCGAUCCCGCACCCGUCCGAGGCGAAGCUGAACCUGCGCAUCCAGACGUACGACGACGUCAGCGUGUACGAGGUGCUCGAGAAGGGGCUGCGGGACCUCGAGGGCCUGUGCGACGUCGUCGUGGAUACGUUUGCUGAGGCGAGGAGGGAGAAGGAUGCGCGGGUGUCGUAG